Molecule: messenger RNA, 2062 nt
Organism: Toxotes jaculatrix (banded archerfish)
Lineage: Eukaryota; Metazoa; Chordata; Actinopteri; Toxotidae
Gene: stx11b.1
Product: syntaxin 11b, tandem duplicate 1
Exons: 2
Coding region: 229-1125 (298 amino acids)
Biological process (GO): intracellular protein transport; synaptic vesicle fusion to presynaptic active zone membrane; exocytosis
Cellular component (GO): synaptic vesicle; plasma membrane; SNARE complex
Molecular function (GO): SNARE binding; SNAP receptor activity
Source: RefSeq, a predicted model, not a curated record
CAUUACAGUUGCAUGGCGUGGCGCAAUCCAUCACCCCAACAAAACCACAGUCUGAACGCCAGUUUUAGCUCCAAAGAUAGCUGCAUUACGCAUGUGGGGGCCUUUUGUUUUUCAAAAGAGCCCGGAACAGCCGACUUCAGACAUAGGAUGGUGCUGCGGCACCGCGGCCACCUUACAUUACAGGACAAGGUUUGAUAUCUGCGGACAUCACAGCAAAACAGCCUAACCAUGAGGGACAGACUGAGCAACCUACAGGAAAUGUCCAGCAGCCAUGUGGAGCCAAUGGAGUACGCAGAGUCCGCUGUCUCAGACUCCUUCAGUAACGUGGACCUGGAGGAGGAGUUACCCCAUGAGGCUGUAGUGUUUGACAACAGCCCUGCUCUGGAGCAGAUCUUCUCCCAGUCACAAGAUAUCCACAGGGAGGUCCAACUCAUCCGCCUGGAGGUUAAAAGACUCCGUGAGCAGAACUCUCGCAUGCUCCAGGGUACCACCACCAUGAGUACUAUUAAAAGGGACUCCAACGCCAUUGGUGCUGAUAUAAAGGCUCGGGCUGAGGAUGUUCUAGCACGCCUGCGGGACAUGGACGGCACAGCCCACAAGCUAGAGGAGACACACGGCUCAAAUUCUGCCAUCACACGUAUCGCCAGAACCCAGUAUGCUUGCCUCAGCAAUGGCUUCCGCGAUGCUAUGUUUGACUAUAAUGAGACUGAGAUGAGCCAUCGUGAGAACUGUAAAGCCCAGAUCCAAAGGCAGAUGGAGAUAGUAGGGCGUGAGGUGACAGGAGAGGAGGUGGAGGAGAUGAUUGAGACAGGUCAGUGGAACAUCUUUAAUGACAACAUCGUGGUUGAAGGUAAAACGGCUCGAUCAGCUCUGUCCCAGAUUGAGAAACGUCACCAGGAGUUGGUGGACCUGGAGACCCGCAUCAGUGGCAUCCAUGAGAUUUUCCUGGACAUUGCCCUGCUGGUGGAGGAGCAGGGCCCCAUGCUGACCUCCAUCCAAACUAAUGUUCAGAAAACUGAUGAAUACAUACAAGAUUCCCUUGUCAAACUCGGUAGGGCCAAACGUCAUGACAGGAACAAUCCAUUUAAAAAAAUGUUUUGCAGUUGUUUCCCAUGCUACAGCUAAUGGCUGUACAGUACAGAAAGGGAUGGGAAAAUACGCAAAGAGCUGGGAAAUCCCAAGGUAAUGAAGCCUGUUCUGUACUUGUCAUUUGUUCAUUGUUCUUAUUGUCACUAAGUAUUUAUCAGAGUAACUGCAUAAUAGCAUUUAUUCCAGGAAGUUAAAUAAAGGUUUGAAACAAAAGGUUAAAGCUAUUGUGUCCAGAUUGAGAGACAAAAUUGCUCGUGUAAAAUAUUUUAAAAUUAUUUUUAAGUAAUCCAUUGAUGUCUGUAAUGUUUUUGUAUGAAAGGUUUGAGACAGGUACCUCAAAUCAGAAUUCAUUCCCUGAUCACUGAGGUGUGAUGCAGACCAAAGGUGAAUAGUAUUAUAAAAUAUUUUUCAUGUUCUUUUGGUCUGCUGAGUUUCCACAUUGGGAGGAUUUGCAACACAAAGCAAUGACUUUCAGUAAGAUCUUUAUUCAGUUUGUGCAGGGCAUCCUGCCUGACACAAUGUUUUCUGAUGUAGUAACUUGCCAUGACAAAUAAACCUUAAAGAAAUUGUGUUGCAUGCAAGUUCAAUCAUCAAUCAAUCCAUUGUUUUCGUCGUUCAGGUCAAAUGGUUGGUCACUACAUGUCAUUGCACUAGUAAAUGGAUGUCGUAGUUGACAUAAGGCUGAAAGAAAAUGUUUAUGAAAUUGUAAAGUUUAGUUGUUCUCCUCACAUUUACCUCCUCUUUUGAGGACACCAGUGACUGACAACAUUUUCACUGGGAUUUAUUGUCAGUGAUAUUAUGAAGGGAUCACACUGUCUCUGCCUUUUGAUGACUUUACAUAUAAUAAUAUCUUAUUUCUGGCUUUAAUCUUGUGGUGUCUUUUAUGUAACAUAAAUAACUAUAUUAAAAACCAACAUGAGUGUGGGCUUAUUCUUGCUUAAAUCUACUAUCAACACAUGAAAAUAAAUAAGGU